This is a messenger RNA of Fusarium verticillioides 7600, 672 nucleotides long. RefSeq lists its product as hypothetical. The record is from RefSeq and is a predicted model, not a curated record. Lineage: Eukaryota; Fungi; Ascomycota; Sordariomycetes; Hypocreales; Nectriaceae. The transcript has 2 exons. The coding region runs from base 1 to 672 and encodes 223 amino acids.
AUGCCUGACGCGGCCCAUCGGCCCCUCAGCGCGCGGACAGCGCAGCGAAUUCACGAACAAGCGAUUCGUGAGGUUUUUCGACUCGCUGGACGCGAUCCCGAUCAUCACAUGGAGUGCUUCGAGGCUUGCCUAAAGACUAUCGAGGACACCACAGUCGUCGAGGCAACUGACUAUGCUAUCUGGGAGAGCCAGGAGCAGAUCGCAAGUGCCCUGAAAGAGUUUUCCAAUACCAACCGAACCACCAAGAGCGGCAACUUUUACAUGCUCCCUGCGACUAUCGCCGUGGCUAUUGCCGUCGUUCUGAACCUAAAGCACGUCGCCAUCAACUCUAAUGGCAACACCAAUCACAUCGUAAGCGCUGUCUCUGAGAGUGCUGUGUGGGCUUACCUUGGUAUUGCUAUCGAUGUAUGGCCUCAGACUGGUGAAUCUCACUUCUUCGUUAAGAAGUCCGACGAAGACUCAAAGUCUCCAACUGUUGGAAAGAUCGCCCGUGGAAAGUUUGCUGUCACAACCAAUAUCCCUGGAGAUGCUAUCACCCCUCUGAUGCUUCUUACUAUGGCGAGGUUCAGUGGCUGGAUCAAGACAGCACUGGGUGCCCGUUGUCUGAAGAAGGGAACUGUCGACGCGCCGCAAAUCAUCCACCGCCGACAAGCAUUAAGCGAGGGCAAAUAA